UCGGGGCUGAGUGUUUCCGGGCUUCCUCGUCUCCUGCCUUCCGGUUUGCAUUUCUCUCCGGAAGGUUGAGGAAAACGACUGAGCCAACGGUCUGAGCGAGGAAAGGGGCGCGUUUUGAAGAGGGCUUUUCUCGGCGGCGGCGGCGGCGGCCGUGAUAAUGGACAAGCUCCGGCGGGUGCUGAGCGGGCAGGACGACGAGGAGCAAGGGCUGACAGCGCAGGUGCUUGAUACUUCAUCUCUUAGUUUUAGUACUCGAGUGAAAUGGUUUGCUGUAUGUUUUGCAAGUGGCAUCUUGUGUUCUAUUCUUGGAACAGCAUUUCUUUGGCUCCCAGGUGGGAUAAAACUCUUUGCAGUAUUUUAUACCAUAGGAAAUACUGCUGCAUUAGCCAGUACUUGCUUCCUGAUGGGUCCUGUGAAGCAACUGAAAAGGAUGUUUGAACCCACAAGACUCCUUGUGACAAUUGUUAUGCUAUUGUCUUUCAUCCUCACCUUAUGUGCUGUGUUCUGGUGGCAUAAGAAAGGACUAGCUGUGCUUUUCUGCAUCCUGCAAUUCUUGGCAAUGACCUGGUACAGUUUGUCAUAUAUCCCUUAUGCAAGGGAUGCUGUGAUGAAAUGCUUCACAUCCUGCCUAGCUUAAUGUGAACAAAGAGCAACUUUUUGAUGAUUUUGGAAGCCAACUUCAUUUCUUCGAAUUUACUCAAAACGUUUCAGCUCAUGAAACAGCAGCAUCCCUCUUCCACAAUUGGGAUUAAUUGUGUUAGCAGUUAUUGUUUAAAAAUAUAUAAACAUCUGUGUUUCAGGAAAACAUCAUAUCCAUGCAUGUUCUUAAAAUGGCUUCUUGCCUCACACAGUGAUCUUAAAACUGGUGGUUUGGUUUCUGCUAACAUUUAAUCUCAGCAUUUAAUGUUCUUUGGGUUUCAGGUAAAAUGCAUGUAAAUACUUGUGUCUCAGUUUUUCUAUUUAUCUUUCUCAUUUGUGCAUUAUUUGUUCUAUGCUUCCCAAAGACAUUUAAAAUUGUAAAAUGAAGUAUUCUACUAAAUUUAUAGCUAAUGGGACUCUUCUGAAAUGUUUAAACAUACAUUGUAUGGGAGAACAGAAUGUGUAACAGGGCUGUUUUUAAAGACCCUUUUUGUUAGGUUUUUGUUUCAAAUGCCAACUUUUUAUACUGUGAUACCUAAAAUACACUUGACUAAAAGUGCUUAUGAGUAAUAUAUUAAACCAGUGAUUAUAAAAUAAAUUUAAGUAUUUAAACUUU
Varanus komodoensis (Komodo dragon) is the source of this 1255-nucleotide messenger RNA. It is a transcript of the gene SFT2D1, whose product is annotated as SFT2 domain containing 1. Bases 158 to 637 code for a protein of 159 amino acids. Gene Ontology annotation, cellular component: membrane. Gene Ontology annotation, biological process: vesicle-mediated transport. The record is from RefSeq and is a predicted model, not a curated record. The transcript is spliced from 8 exons. NCBI's taxonomy places the organism in Eukaryota, Metazoa, Chordata, Lepidosauria, Squamata, Varanidae.